Anopheles arabiensis is the source of this 6656-nucleotide messenger RNA. RefSeq names its product acetylcholine receptor subunit alpha-like (gene nAChRalpha3). Bases 2506 to 4611 code for a protein of 701 amino acids. Lineage: Eukaryota; Metazoa; Arthropoda; Insecta; Diptera; Culicidae. The record is from RefSeq and is a predicted model, not a curated record. Gene Ontology annotation, biological process: regulation of membrane potential; monoatomic ion transmembrane transport; nervous system process. The transcript is spliced from 10 exons. Gene Ontology annotation, molecular function: acetylcholine-gated monoatomic cation-selective channel activity; transmembrane signaling receptor activity. Gene Ontology annotation, cellular component: synapse; postsynaptic membrane; neuron projection.
GUGGGAUGCUGUGCAUUCAGCCAGGAGCGUGCGGGUGCUGGUAGUUCAAGGAUGCUGUGCGCUUAGAAAUUCGGGUGCCUCGCAAAAAUCUGUCAGCUGAAGUUCGGCGAGGAAUCGGGGAAGCGUGUUUGUGUGUGUUUGUGCAUCGAUUGUGUCUCACAAAAGAAGCGUGUUUUGCACAAAAACUGAACACACAUAGGUGAAGGUGACUAGUGACCAGCAGCAAUAUCCCCUCACACACAUACACAGCUCGAGCCCCCAAAAAGACCCACUCCUCUAAAAAACACUGUUGCAAAGGUGGUGGUCGCGGUGGUUUGUUGCUUCUAAUCGUCCUUUGUGUGCCGAUUCCGUGGGGCCCAACGAGGACGUAGGAACUGGUGGUGGAAGGGGAAGCGUGAGGUAGGCGAGAGGAUUAGAGGAAGGUCCCCAAGCGCAAGUUGACGCGCAGUCCUGCCCCAACAAAGCUACAAAGCAGCUACAGUCGAUAACAAAAGUCUCUCCUCUGUUCCACUCCAAUUUUCCUCCAAUGCUCAGCGGGGAGAGGUGAGGUGGCUUGAAAACGGCUCAGUACUCAGUGAUAAGGGCAACAGAGGUGGGCUGGAAGGAUGUGACCGAAUCUGAUUGGGGAUUGGGGCGAAACGGUACCCGAAUCGAAGCAGGCUCGCUAGUGUGCCCUUUUUGGAACGGUUUUUCGAACGAGCGGGGACGAGCCUGAGAGUAAGAUGCGACUCUGUGUAUUUUCGCGCGCGCGUGUAUGUGUGUGUGUGUGUGCCUGAUUUCCAUGUCCUUUUUUCCGCUGGUUCAACCGAAGGCAAAGGAAAAGAAAACACCCAUCCUUUGUAUGGGGGGGAAAGGUUGGCCUAGAAUUUGUACAUACCCUAGGCAUCUCAAGGCGAGAGGAUGCCAUUCGGUAUCUAUUGUGUUGACAUAAAAGGGGUUAGCAGCAUUCGGUUUUGGUGGUUGGAUGUGGCGUGGAUCAUGUGUGUGUGUGUGUGUGAGUGUGAAACAACAAACCGAUACCAAAGCAGUGGCACCAAAACUCGGUCACCAAUCAAAGAAGCAUUAAUCAUAUACAAUCCACCAUCUCCUCUCCGAAAACCUCCCAAAUGAUACACGCGAGGACACCUAAGCAGAGAAGUGGACCAACCAGGGGUCUCCCAUACGGAAGGGAGCAGGCAAAUCACAAAUUUAGCAGCCUUUUUCAGUGCCUCCGGUGCAAAUGUGUGCAAAUUUGGGCAGCAGGGCUGAUGUGUGCUGCUAAGUGUGCUCGUUAAUCUAAUAAUGUUUACAUUGGACGGCACUACGAGCCCACGAGACACGCCAACGUGAGCCGCAUUCGAGAUAAAUCGGCCGAUGCUGGUAGCGCCGAGCGAGCCCGUGUUUCGCCAACUGCAACGGGGUCCCUCCCUCUAUUCCAGGGACAUAUAAUUCGGUUUCAUCCUUGGCUGUGUUGCUGGUGUUUUGCUCGAAGGCGGAAAGAGCACGGGGAGCGUUGGGAGCGGCAUGCUAUGUAUAUAUAUAUGUACCGCUACACUCACCAAGAGGUGUGAAGAGGCAUCACUUCAUGGCGACGAAUAGGAGCGAUGCUUUUGGAGCGUUGUUCUUAACCUGUUUCGCCGCAGAGUCCGUUUCAUCUUCGCCUUGAAGCGAAUUUGAGACGGUUGAAGAAGUCUCUUGCGCCGGGUCUCGUAAUGUGAUACGAAAGUUAUGCCCACCCCACGGUGUCUCUUCCACGAACCCUCAUUCCAACCCUCACCGGUCAUCGGACUGCAAGCAAGGAGUUCGCCACUCGCAGCUCAACACACCAACAUCUAUUCCUCUUUUUUGUUUUUACAGGAAACAAUGAUCACCUCUUGACCAGAGGAUAUUGAUGCGUUCAACCCCCUCCGCUCAACACACCUAACACGAUAUCAUCCAGCAGUCCUUUUUGCCAACUCUCGAUGUGUGUGUGGUUGUGUGUAUUUGUGAGUGUGUGUGUGUGCGUUUGCAAGAUGUUUCUGGGAAAUUUCUCUUUAGUUCUGCAACAGUAGGCACUCGAGAGCCUAUCACAGAUAUCUUGCGCCCCAACCAAAAGGGCAAAGAACAUAAUCCGAAGGAUUGCAGAUUCGUGUGGGAGCGUCAGGUUGGUAAGGUCCGACAAGAAGAGUACAUCGUAAGAGAAGCCUGGUACCUGAACCCUGCUCAAACGCAGCUCACAAACCAUUCAGGAGUAAGGGAAACCGGGUGUCUUCUAGCGCCUGUUACGAGUUCCCGCUCAAGCCAGAGACACUACAGUACAUGUCACACAGCCUCCGCCAAGCUUAGCCAGCUUCCUAGCGUCGGUAGAGAUGCUCCAUUGACUAGCUGCGCUACUACAACCACACUGUUGUAUCCACAGUCGAACGACAGUACACUUCCUCCAAUAAAACGAGGAAAUAGGGUGGAGAGCUCGCACAGGGGGCGUACUAUAGAGGUUAAGGUUUGCUGGAGAGUUGCUGGUGCGCGCGUGUGUGUCAGGGGAAUGCAAUGAGGCUACUACACGGUGUAUACUUUACGAUAUUCGCCGUCGUUUCCGUGUGCGGAGGCAACCCAGACGCCAAGCGGCUGUACGACGAUCUGCUCAGCAACUACAACAAGCUGGUGCGCCCGGUAGUGAACGUGACCGAUGCGCUCACGGUCAAGAUCAAGCUGAAGCUGUCGCAGCUGAUCGACGUGAACCUGAAGAACCAAAUCAUGACGACGAACCUGUGGGUGGAGCAGACGUGGUACGACUACAAGCUGAAGUGGGAACCGAAGGAGUACGGCGGGGUGGAGAUGCUGCACGUGCCCUCCGACCACAUCUGGCGGCCGGACAUCGUGCUGUACAACAACGCGGACGGCAACUUCGAGGUGACGCUCGCGACGAAGGCCACGCUCAACUACACCGGCCGGGUCGAGUGGCGCCCGCCCGCCAUCUACAAAAGUUCCUGCGAGAUUGACGUCGAGUACUUCCCGUUCGACGAGCAGACGUGCGUGAUGAAGUUUGGCAGCUGGACGUACGAUGGGUUUCAGGUGGAUCUUCGCCACAUCGACGAGAUGAACGAAACGAACGUCGUCGAGGUUGGGGUCGAUCUGUCCGAGUUCUACACGUCCGUCGAGUGGGACAUUUUGGAGGUGCCUGCCGUCAGAAAUGAAAAGUUUUACACCUGCUGCGACGAGCCGUACCUCGACAUCACGUUCAACAUUACGAUGCGCCGGAAGACGCUGUUCUACACGGUGAACCUCAUCAUUCCCUGCAUGGGCAUUAGUUUCCUCACCAUACUGGUGUUCUAUCUGCCAUCGGACAGUGGCGAAAAGGUAUCGUUAAGCAUAUCCAUUCUGCUAUCGUUGACUGUGUUUUUCCUGCUGCUGGCGGAAAUCAUUCCGCCCACCUCGCUGGUGGUCCCGCUGCUAGGCAAGUUCGUCCUGUUCACGAUGAUACUGGACACGUUUAGUAUAUGCGUCACCGUGAUCGUGCUCAACAUCCACUUCCGGUCGCCGCAAACGCAUACGAUGGCACCGUGGGUGCGCACCAUCUUCAUCAACCAUCUGCCGAAGCUGCUCGUGAUGCGACGCCCAAUCUACCAGCCGCUGCAUCAUUUCAGUGCCGCCUCUCAGCGGUUCAUGCUGCGCUCGUGCAACAGCCUCGGUGAUCAUAUUCCGCCACUUCCGCCCACGAUCGCGUUCGAUCCGUCGGUACUGCUCGAUCACCAUUUGCUCGAUUCCAGCGAAAGCCCAACGCACCUGCACAAUCAUCGGUCGGGCGGGGGCGGUCGGCACCAUCACCACCAUCACCACAGUGCGCUGGUGCGCGGCAUGGACCUGAUGGACGAUAUGCCGCUACCGUACCACGACCACAACCAUCACAACUCGCCCAUGUCCCCGAUCAACUUCAAUCUGCUGAGCGCGGCCAGCACGGCGGUGCCGAACCCGGCCGCCACCAACAUCACCGCCAACUCCACCACGACCGGGGCGGGCGGUUUGCUCGAUCCGAACAGCAACUUCCACAAGAGCCUGGCGGCGGCCAACACGAACGACAGCAAGACUGGCGCCGGCAACCUGCUGCUCAAGACGGCGAGCGCCACCGGCCACCUGAGCUGCUGCAACAGUCUGUUCCUGAACGAUCUGCAGCAGGCGGCGGCAGUGACGACCGGGGCGACCACCGCGGAUCUGCUGCUCGGCGACAACGGGGUCGCCGUACCGCUCAACAACAAUCUGCCCACGAACGUGCUGCCGAGCGGGAUGAUCAUCAACACGACCGACACCGGCACGACGGUACCGGCGGGCGGCGGGAAGGGCGACAAGACCGGCCCGAACCGGAACCGGUGGCUGGAGUGUCCGGAGCUGACCAAGGCGAUGGAUGGCGUGACGUACAUUGCGGACCAUACGCGCAAGGAGGAGGAAAGCUCCAGGGUCAAGGAGGACUGGAAGUACGUCGCGAUGGUGCUCGACCGACUGUUUCUGUGGAUCUUCACGAUAGCGGUCGUGUUCGGUACGGCCGGUAUCAUACUGCAGGCGCCAACGCUGUACGACACACGCGUCCCGAUCGACAUCAAGAUGUCGGAGAUUGCGACCACGACGGCGAAGCCUUACAUCGCCAAACCGAUACUAUAAUGUGUGUUAGUUUGCGUCCGACAAGCGAGUUUACGGGAUCGCCGCCAUCUGAUGGCAAAUGGGUGAAGAUGGAAAUUCCUGCACCUAUCAACCACAUGUAACCUACUGGCACGUUCACACACAUACACAAACACACACAUAGUACACACCCAACACGAACACAUUUGCGUGCUCUUGUGUCACAACACAAACACGUACAGAAGCACACGCACGCACACACAAGCAUGCACUCUUGGCAUGCCGCGGAGGGUUUAGGGUGAAUAUGAUAAUUGGCUAGUAGUGAAUUAUUCUAAGUAGUACUUUUUUAAUGGAAAACAAACAAACAAACAAAAAACAUCAACAUCAACCUGACACGUGACAUUACUCUCACCCCUUCGAAAAGCGCACUUAAAAGCCCGCACACAGACACACCUACACCACUACAUAGUAACUCGUGCACCGGAUGUUAACGCGGUGCAAGCUCACUUACUAGCACUAGCAGACCAAUCUCUAAACUAUAACUCUCAAUUUCAUUGCUUACGACAUACACACAUACACACACACACACCAACACAGACCAACACAGACACGUGUACCGUGCUUUCCGUGCGUUUGAGUCCCGUCUUAGUGCUGUUAGCUGACAGGGCUGUCACUUAUUUGUAAAGCCAGACGCGCGCACCCGAUAAGCACGUGUCGGUAGCAGCAGCAGCAGCAGCAGCAGCGCGGUGGAUUACGAAAACAAACUACCCGCCAUACUCGUGCGCAUUUGGCGACCGAUCAAAAUGGCACCACGCGAGCGUUCGGUUCUCUACUUGCCGGUUGGUUGAGUUCAGGAAGCUAUGGCACACACUUUACGCUUAAUCUCUCUUACAAUGGAGCAGCAUGUACCACAACUACUACUACUACUAUUACUACUACUACUAUUAUUACUACUACUAUUACUACUAGGACUUCAGCAUGUACUUAGCGAAGUAAACGGUCGUAGAACAAGAUGGCGUCGUAAGCGAGCACGAGACGAACGCGUUAACACGCUUUUCUAGCUCGACAUUUCGUUCGUUUGUAUCACCCACACACGCGUUCGUGCACGUUUCAGCCACCCCCCCAAUCCCCACUCCCGCUAGGACUCAUUCGGUUUUGGUAGGGGCCUGCUGGUUUCGCAGGAAGUUGUUAAACAAUUCGUUACGAUUUUACUCUCUCGCAACGUCCGUUCUAUAUGCUAGAUUUUUAUUAGACGUGCCUCCCCCUCAACUCGACUAGAGGAGAGUCGUUUUUUUAAAGCAAAACAAACAAACAAACGAAAAAAAAGAAUAAAGAAAACGAUCGAAUUAGGGGCAGGAGCAACAAACCGUUAAUCGAUAAGCAACCGCGCGGCCCAUACGUAACAGUGGCACACAGGAAAGCAAGGAAAGCAAAAGCGUGUUUUUCACGCGAGGGCAAAGUGUUGAGAUUUAAGAUGAGGGGGAGGGGGGGGGGAGGAAGCAAAAGCCGCAAAAACCAAAUCCAACAACACUGCUAACCACGAGAGCCGGCACGGAACACCACGGCGAGUAACCCAUUUCCAAGGACUUGGGCUGGGGAGGGACGGUGAGGGAUUGGCUAGAACAAUUGGCAAGCACAAAUCCAAGUAGCACAAGUUAGAUCGUCUUUUUAAUAUUCCCAGAUGUCUCUCCCACACACACCCACAUACAUUCUGCACCUUACUGCCGAAAGUGGUUACAACAAAUCGAUUGACAGCCAUUCGGGACGGCCAUUGUGGAUUGUUCCCUGUUCCCCAAACCUCAUCCCAGCACUCAGGUCCACGGGAAAACGUUAUUCGCUCACGCUUAAACGGUGUACUAUACGGUGUCGCAGGAGAUCCUCACACACACAUACACACACAAAACACACACGGCAUCGUGUUACCACACAGACUCGCGCAGAAAAUUAUCUCACACAUCAGUAACUGUUUAGAAAGCAUACACGCGCUCGUUUUCCAUAAUUCAUAGAUUUGCGGCUCGCUUGGAGCAAAAUACAACAAAACAAAACCAAACAAAAAAAAAAAAAACAAAAAAACGCCGAAUUAUCAA